Messenger RNA from Cyprinodon variegatus (sheepshead minnow), 3085 nucleotides. RefSeq names its product SLAIN motif-containing protein-like. Lineage: Eukaryota; Metazoa; Chordata; Actinopteri; Cyprinodontiformes; Cyprinodontidae. Gene Ontology annotation, cellular component: microtubule plus-end. The record is from RefSeq and is a predicted model, not a curated record. The transcript has 9 exons. The coding region runs from base 280 to 2142 and encodes 620 amino acids. Gene Ontology annotation, biological process: microtubule nucleation; cytoplasmic microtubule organization; positive regulation of microtubule polymerization.
AUGCUCCGCUGCAGGUCUGUUCAACAGAACCGGGCUAACUACCCACAGGAUUAAGCUAGUUAGCUACUGUACGAUGCGAUCACCAGAAGCAGAGGAUGGAAUAGCAGCAUCCCGGUGUCCCCGAUUCACAGCCCGGACUGUCGCUUUCGGGAUGCUUUCUCUGCGGUUGUAACCAUCCUCUUCAUCCAUGCGCCCCCCCGCGCUGCUGUGGGGAGUUUGAGCUCUGAGUGGCGGGCAAGCUGAGUCCCCAACACGGAGGAAACCCUGCAGAGGAGCAGCAUGGUGGUCCCACACAGUUCCGCUGUAGUUCCGGAACCAAUCGGCGGCCCCACGGAGAGCCCCGACCCCCUGUGUGAGGAAGCCGGGGACAGGGGUCAGGAGCUGGCCGGGGUGGAGCUGGAGGAGGUCCGAAAGCUGCAGGAGCUCGUUCGCAGGCUGGAGGUCCAAAACGAGACGCUGCGCAACAGGGGGGGCAGGACUGCUAUCUCCAGAGGAGACAACAGCAACCUGAGCGCUGCUGACAAUGUCAACAACAGGCUGACCUGUGAUCAGCUCAGGCUGGACCACAGUGGAGAACCGGGGAGCUCCAGGGAGCUGUCCCCCCCUCAGGACAACAACAGCAGCAGUGGGGAGGACAUGUCCCCCCUUCCCAUGCUCAACAGGUCAGGAGAAGAUGAUGAGGAGAGGGUGGGAGAGGAAGAUCUCGAUCAGUGUGGAGGUUUUCUCACUCUGACAUGUAGAAACACAGGAAAACAGCCUCCAAGGCAAAGCCAGACCCCUGAGAGCCCCUCUCAGGAGAGCUACGAGUCAGAGACCCUCACAGAGAGUGACUCAGGUGUGGACCAGACUGCGCUGGAUGAGGUGGAUGUCCUAGAUCUGGAAGAUGAGAGCGGGGAGGUAGAGGACGAGGACAGUUGGUUGUAUGUUUCUCCUAGAAAGCAAGUGGCAGAGCAAGGUCCAGACUCGCCGCUGAAGUGGUGUCGCCAGGCCCUCGACCAUCGCAGCCCGGAGACGGAAAUGGCUUGUCGGACACUGAUAAAUCGUUUGGACCAGACGUCUCGAUGGAGAAACGUGUACUGCAGCCCGUCAGAGGCAGGCUCGGCCAGCUCUGGCCUGAUCUCUCCUGGGUACCAAAAAUCAACUAACAAAUCCGUACUAACCUGUGGCGGCUCAGGUGUCCCAAACAUGCAUUCAGCCCUGAGCUCCCAGUCCUCCAUAGACAGCGAGCUCAGUACCUCAGAUGACUCCAUUUCUAUGGGCUACAAGCUACAGGAUCUCACCGACGUGCAGAUCAUGGCGCGUCUUCAGGAAGAGAGUCUUAGGCAGGAUUAUGCUUCCAGCUCAGCUUCUGCGUCCCGCCGCAGCUCCACAACGUCUCUGCAGUCCCUGCGCCGUGGCGGUACGUACAGCGACCAGGAGUUUGACACAUACAGCCUGGAAGACGAAGAGGACGAACUCUCGUCGGCUCCCCAGCGCCGUCAUCGCUUCACACCAUCGCCGCUGGGCUCCCCUCGCUGCCUCUCUCCUUCCACCUCCAACCACGGGCAGGAGUACGGUAGCCGACUAGGGGCGCCACGAGCAAGAACGCCCAGACGCUCUCUGCAGGGUCCCAGCGCAGAGCUGCUCAAAUUUGCUAAAAGUGAAGAGGAGUUGAGACACAGCAUGCCUAACCUGGCUCCCCGUACCAGCCUACGUUCCCUGGAAGCGGUCAGGAACAGCCGCAGCAUGGAGGCUAACCUCCAGAGCUCUGGCAACCGCAUGUCCCACCUGACCCGCUCCCCCUCCACAGGUAUGGCCUGCAGUCGCCUGCGGAGCAACGGUCAGUCUCCGCUCACGUUGCGAACUCCUGUCAAAGCCGUAAACCCGGUAGGCUCCAUACCAGCUGGUCGUCAGUCUUCCAGAGGUCUCCCAGUUAUCCAGUCGCAUCCUACGACAGUUGGUCGCAGGGUGCAGUCUUCGGGCUCUGUGAACGGAGGUGGCUACGUACCUGGAAGGGCCUCCGUCGGGGGAGGAAGGCCUGCGUCGGAGCGUGGUCAGGCUGCCUCAUCUGCCGGCACAAGAAGCAAACUCUCACAGCCUUCCAGGAGGUAUUUAGGCAUGACUAAAAUCUCAGAUGAAUCUUGGAAAGAUGGCUGCUACUGAGUUCCCCCUGAAACACUGACCUGUCCUUCUCUUAUAUGAAGAAACUCAACCACUGUGUCCCUAAGAGUGUCACAGAACCUCUCAGUCCCUUUUUUCAGGCUGGAUCCCUGGGCUGCACUGGAGUCCUUGUUAAUCUCCUCCCUUUGCAUGAUACAUUGUCAACCCACACAAGGAGAGGAUGUGUAGGAAGACGUGGAGCUGCACAGGCACACUCUGUUAGUUACGUGGACCAACUCUGGAUUUCCUAAAAAUAUAUAUAUAUAAAUAUAGAUACACAUGUUUGUGUCAAUUAAACAUAUUUUUCUAUGGUGAUUUUGAGAAGCUGUUGGUAUUUUAGGGGUCAUUUUUCUGCACUGUUGCUGUAAUUGAUAUGAAGGCAAAAAAAACAAAAAUGAAGAUUUUGCUGGUUUGUACAUUUGAAUACCUAGAUGGAAGUUUAAAGCAUUGCAUGCUGGGUUUUGUUGUUUUCCCCUUGCUCCAUAAGCCUUUUCUCAUCGUCGUCUUAACUGCUGUGUGACAAAUCUUCCACGUUUCCCAAUGCUGAUCUGUGGAGACUAAAUGUUUGAGUGAAACAUUGUGAAUUGUGUAGUGUUUGUGUUCUGUUACAUGCCUACACACAGCAGCGCAACUCUUGUAAACCACACUGCCCUUAUUAAUUAUUCCUGAAAAGAAGUACAGUUUGUGCCAAGGUGCGUAACGGCUGCGACUCUUCUCUUAAGAACUCUAAAAAGCUGAAGGUACUGAACAUGUCGUCACAGGGAUCUUUGCGGCAUAUCUGAAGGUGGAAUAAAGGCCUCUGAUUUUUUUGUGAAAACACUGCAUUCAAGAAAACGAUUAUGCACAGAGGCCUUGUGCCUUAUUCAGCUAUGCACCUUCAUGAAGAGUGCCUCUGAAAUUCAGGAGCUGUGAUUUAAAAAAAGAUGACAAUAAAAUCUACCCUGAA